GAUGAUGUGAGGUUAUGUCAUAAAAUGUUAAAAUUGUUUUAUAUAAACUAAACAAAACUUAAUUAAUCCAUUAACUUUUUACUAUGGAUUAUACAGCAAUGAUGAAAUUAAGUUAGCAAUAAACUCGGGUGAGCGAGAAGAUUUCAAAUGUUUCGUCGAAAAACAAUCUUGAUAAUCGGCGUAAUAUUUUCGAUUGGAUUUUUGUUGUCUACGAACUAUCUGAAUUUCGAAUUGCCCAAAGGAAGCGACAGGAAAAUCGUCGACGAAAUUAUUUACGAAGAACUGAACAAAUUGCCGAAAUUCUACAAAUUAAGUCCCAAGAAUGCGAACGUCGAAGUGGAAGGUUUCUUCAAGAAUUUGAGCACGAGCGCGAAAUAUCCUUACAAAAAUCUAAGACAUCUGUGGCAAACAGCCAAUUCGUGGACGAAUAAGGAUAGGCUAGUGGAUAUUCGUAGUCCCUAUUUAAACGAUGUCGUUACGUCUAUGAAAUACGCGAAGAUAACGGGGGCCGAUUUGGACCAUCGAGGAACACAACUCAAGCUAAUCCUCACGCUAGAGGGUAACCAACAAGUCAUUUUCAAACCAAAAUGGUACGAUAUACGCAAAGUCCUGGAAGGACCGGUGUACGUGGGAAAAGACCGCUUCAACUCCGAAAUAAUAGCCUUCUAUCUAUCUCUCAUGCUAAAAAAACCCCUGUGCCCCGUAAGCACCACUCGAGAAAUAUCCCUUCAGAACGAUAUCCUACCGGUAGCGUCUAAAAGACUGUUAGAAACCGUGCUAGUGAGAAACAACAGGACUUGCGUGUACGGGAAAUGUUUCUUUUGCAAUCGCAACGAUCCGAUAUGUGAUAACGAAAACGCCCGCCUAGAGGGCGCUGUAAUAUUCAAUUUCAAAGCCAACUUGGUGAAUCAUCGAUCUCCUUGGCAACGUACUUACAAAAAAGACAAAAAUGCUCUCUGGCAAGAAUACACCGAGACUUAUUGCGACGUCAUCAAAGCGAAAUUAUCGAAGAGACGAUUGUACGACUUAGUCGAAGUGUCCAUAUUCGAUUUUCUAAUGCAGAACGGAGACAGGCACCAUUACGAGACCAUCGAGGACAACGUACUGUGGCUGGAUAACGGUAAAGGACUAGGCAAUCCUUACAAACACCACUUGGACAUUUUGGCGCCUUUGUAUCAAUGUUGCAUGUUGAGAAAAACAAUGUACGACAAUUUAUUGAAGUUAAGAGGCGGAGGACUGUUGGAACUUUUAAAUGGUAUACCCGACGUUGAAAGACUGAUAACGAACGAGCAUCUGAAAGCGAUCGAUGAGCGACUUCUCUUAGUAUUCGCUACCAUCGAAUAUUGCAAGAAAGGAAACGGUGAUUCAGUAUUCGACACUAUUCUGCAGUAGAGAAUGUUAUCAUCUAAUAAUUGGAAUCACCCGGAAAUUGUACGAAGUCGAAGGAAGGAGGCUUUGGUAUAAAACGGUGAAUUCCUGCAGGAGGCCGUUCGUCGUUUUCGUCACCGUCUGCCAACGAACGUCAUCUAAAAUCGUAUUUUAUUUAACAACAAUUCCACGACUACACGCCGAAUUAUUUUUUCUUUCAUACCUUUUCGCCUCGAUUCCACGUAAUAACCCAAAAUCGGACCUUUCCCCGACGCCCCGUUCGACCAUUUCAGUUCGAUGCUCGACAGGGUCUUCACCAAGGUGAGUUCUUUGGGCGUGCUGGGCGAACCGUCUUGCGGACCGGUCGUCACGUUACUGGCCACUGCCGGUCCCCAAUCGAUCGUUUGAGCUUUCACUUUAAACGUGUACGUCACCUCCUCCUCUAAGCUUUGUACUUGCAGGUACGUCGUGGUCACUUUUUGUUUCACUUGCUUGCUAUAACCUGGAAAUGUGUACUCGCUUUAAUUCGUUUCUACUUCGUUAAAAAAAAAAAAUAACAGUCUUACGGUCGUUUUCCACGGCCGUUUCGUACGUUACGAUGUAACUGAUGAUGUCGCCGUUCCUCUUUCUCGGCGGGUUCCACGACACCAUCAGGCUGUUCAUGGUGAUUUCGGAGAAGGUGAGAUUCGUGGGUGGACUGGGCAAACCCUGCCACGUUUUCACUCUGAUGGGUCGCGAUCUGGGCCCGUCGCCGGCCGGAUUGAACGCCAAUACUUGUAUGCUAUAUUCGGUGUAUUUGUCGAGGAAGACUAAGCUGUGAGAGGUCGUCGAGGCCGGUACCACUUCGAUUUCUUCCUCCCACUUUUUGCCCGGUUCGAUUUCUUGCGGUGAAUUCAACACCAAAUAGAAAAUCUGAAAGUAUUUCGGCAGGAUUAUUUCGCGAUAAAUUUUUGAUUGGAAAUACCCACUUUGUAUCCCAGUAGUUCGCCGUUUUGCAUGUUCUGUUGCGGCGGUUUCCAUUUCAAACUAACCUCGGUGGAGGAUACCGGUUUACCUUCGAGACUUCUCGGUUCUCCUGUCGGGACCGCUUCUCCCACGUAAACGGUUAUUGGAGGACUGGCGGG
Phyllotreta striolata is the source of this 2492-nucleotide messenger RNA. The record is from the annotation of a GenBank genome assembly. NCBI's taxonomy places the organism in Eukaryota, Metazoa, Arthropoda, Insecta, Coleoptera, Chrysomelidae.